CACAUGCUAUUGUGAAGUUGGAAUUCCGUACUCGUUAGAAGAAGCAGAAAAAUAUCAAAUUUGCACAAAAUAGAUUUUAAUUGUGUGUAAAGUUAACAUAAAUCUUACAGCUUUCUACUCCGCUUUAAUAUAUAAUAAACUAUAAUGGCUUUGCGUUGGGGUAUUGCAUCUGCUGGUAAAAUUAGCCACGAUUUUGCCGUUGGUUUGAGCACACUGCCAGCGAGUGAUCACAAACUUGUCGCCAUAGCGGCACGUCAAAAGGAUCGUGCGGAAGAAUUCGCCAAGACACAUGACAUCCCAAAUGCAUUUGGUAGUUACAAGGAAUUGGCUCAAUUUGCUGAUGUUGAUGUUGUCUAUGUUGGUGCCUUGAAUCCACAGCACUUGGAAAUUGCUUCGCUCUUUCUCGAACAUGGCAAACAUGUUUUGUGCGAGAAACCGUUAUGCAUGAAUUACAAGCAAGCCAAGCAACUGACUGAUCUUGCCAAAAGCAAAAAGCUUUUCCUUAUGGAAGCAAUCUGGUCGCGUUUCUUCCCUGCCUAUCAGUACACACGCCAGCAAAUCAAAAACGGCGCCUUGGGUGAAAUUAAAGAAGUGGAAGUUGCAUUCGGCUUCGACUUGAGUGGUGUUGAUCGUUUAACUAAGAAAGAUUUGGGUGGUGGCGUCGUGCUGGAUUUGGGUGUUUAUACCAUUCAAGCAUCACAAUGGGGCUUCCAAGAAGCACCAGAAAAGGUCAUUGCCAAGGGAGAACUCAACGAAGAUGGCGUGGAUAAAUAUGUUGAAGCCGAAUUACAAUAUUCGGGUGGACGCGUUGGCAAACUGACUUUCGGCGCCAAGGAAGAGCUGGCGAACAGAGCUAUCUUCAAGGGCACUAAAGGCCAAAUUACGAUCCAUAACUUCUGGUCUCCCACAAAAAUUGUUGACGUCGAUGGUCAAGAAAAGGAAUGGCCACUACCAAAGGCUAAACUUACUACAAAUUAUAGAAAUUCUGAAGGUUUGAGCUAUGAAGCCGAGGCCACACGUAAAACCAUUCUAAGCGGUAAAAUCGAAAACGAGUUUGUUACACAUAACGACAGUUUGAUUAUUGCCAAAGUACAGGAUGACAUCAGACGUCAAAUCGGUGUAGUCUUCCCCGAAGAUCAAUAAUGACGUAAAUGAAUUUAUUUUAUACUCAUGUAUAUACAUUUUUAUAUAAGCAAUGUCUUUGAGACAAACAAAAAAAUGUAAAGUGCUUUAAUUAGUUUACCGUUUUUGCACGUAAUAAACAAAGAUGCUUGGCAUUCAAUUACCUGCUGCUAAAAACA
This is a messenger RNA of Bactrocera tryoni, 1301 nucleotides long. RefSeq names its product trans-1,2-dihydrobenzene-1,2-diol dehydrogenase-like. The transcript is spliced from 5 exons. Lineage: Eukaryota; Metazoa; Arthropoda; Insecta; Diptera; Tephritidae. The record is from RefSeq and is a predicted model, not a curated record. The coding region runs from base 145 to 1143 and encodes 332 amino acids. Gene Ontology annotation, molecular function: nucleotide binding.